Babesia microti strain RI is the source of this 1905-nucleotide messenger RNA. Its product is annotated as Probable ATP-dependent RNA helicase DHX35. The transcript has 10 exons. Gene Ontology annotation, molecular function: RNA binding. Lineage: Eukaryota; Apicomplexa; Aconoidasida; Piroplasmida; Babesiidae. Bases 1 to 1905 code for a protein of 634 amino acids. The record is from RefSeq and is a predicted model, not a curated record. Gene Ontology annotation, cellular component: intracellular anatomical structure.
AUGGAUAAUCACAAUAGUUUCGAACGUAUGUUUAUUUAUGCGUUAGAAAAUAGCAAUGUGGUUAUAAUUCAGGGGAAAGAUGCUUCAACUGAACCAGAAAAUCUCCCUCUUUACAUCUACAAUGCGGGAUUCACCUGCCUAUCGCAAAAACAUCCUUUUUUUAGCAGAAAAAUUGUUAUUGCCCGACCUCAUAUUUCAAAAACACGGAUACAACGGUUAUCUAGUUUAUUAAACAAUGGCAAUCUUGUCGGAUUCAUGGAAACAUUAGAAUUUACUCGCCAUUCUAACGUUCAGAUAAUUUUUACCAAUUAUGACAUUUUAAUAAGAAAACUUCUUAUAGAUCCACUUCUUACUGAAUAUUCUGUUGUUAUUAUUGAAGAUGUUAACAAAAGGAACAUUAUGACGGAUGCUUUAAUCUCUCUGCUCGCCAUUGUAACAUCUCUUAGACGUAUGCGCCUUGUCUUAACAAUAUCUUCUGGAGAUUCAUUGACUCUAACAUCUUAUUUUAAAAAUAAUAAUGCAUUUUCAGACAACAAACUUACCGUACUCGGAUCAUAUGCCAAUGUAAAACCCAUUCAUUAUCUAAAGGAACCUACGCCUAACUAUCUCGAUGCGGCAUUUGAUAUAGUGUAUGAUAUAAAUAAAAGUGAACCUGCUGGAGAUAUCCUUGUGUUCCUUCCUCGAGAUAAUGAUGUAAACCACUUCGUUUCAUCUAUAAACACUAGUAGUGCCGGCAAGUCAGGACAUUUCCAAUUAUUAGCUCUAAUACCAGGCGAUUAUACCAAAAAAUAUAUCAGUUUAAAUCGCAAAGUUUAUGUUACAAGCGCUACAAAACCAUUUUCACUUGAAAACAUUCAUUUUGUUGUCGAUUCAUGUCUAGAUAAAUAUACUAAGAUUCAUAAAAAUGGACAUUUACAACAAACAAUUCAAAUUGCACCUAUCGAGAUUAUGGAUUAUAGAUCUUCUUUUACAUCAAAUAAAUGCUAUCGUUUAAUGAAACAUGAGAGCUUAUCAUUUGCUCCUCGAUCGCACGACCCUAGGGCUGAAACUGAUGAUAUUACAAAUCUAGUUUUAUACCUUCUUUUGCUGGGAGGAAAUAAUUUGAAAAUAGAAUUAUUAAACCCCCCCAGCAUCUUGUCACUAGAAAAUGCACUUUUAAGACUAUUCUUACUAAACGCGAUAGAUUAUAAUGGAAAGAUUAUAUACCCAAAUGCUCACUUUAUGUCUCAAGUUGAUUUCGAUCCGAUGUUAUCGGCUUUUUUAUUACAAUGCGCUUUUAAAAAAUGCCCGCUUGUAGGAGCAACAAUAUGUGCAAUGAUAUUUGUCAAAUCGGAAUUGUGGACAGAGAAUCCUACCUCAACUUCAUCUUUGAAAAGAUUAAAAGAUGCAAGAAUGGAUGUAGGAGCUAUGGAAGGAGAUUUUUUUUCACUUUACAACAUUUAUAGUCAGGCAAUGACUCAUUUAAAUAAUAUCAAACAAUGGGCCCAAAUGCGUUUGAUAAACCAUCUAGCAAUUAAAAAGGCAAAAAAAAUUAGAUCAAGGAUCAUAAGAACAUAUAAGCAAUUUAAAUUUAAAAUUACGGAAUCAAAUGAUCAAGAUUCUGUUACACGAGCAAUGGCUGCAUCUUUCUUUAUGAAUGUGGCAUGCCCUAAACAUGUGUUAUUACAAGGAAUAAAUAAGGAAUAUAAUGAUGAAUGUGGCAACUGCCCAUAUAUGCUUUUAAAUGACAAAGAAUCCGUAUUUUUCAUACACCCUCAUUCAUUCAUUUCCCAUUUACAACCGCAAUGCCUUAUAUUUACUAAUGCUAUACAUGGAGAUACCAAUUAUAUCGUGAAUGUCAAUCAAAUGGAUCCAAAAAUAUUGGUCCAAGAAGCUCCAAAUUAUCUGAAAACCAGCAGAGUUUAA